Molecule: messenger RNA, 6118 nt
Organism: Monomorium pharaonis (pharaoh ant)
Lineage: Eukaryota; Metazoa; Arthropoda; Insecta; Hymenoptera; Formicidae
Product: signal-induced proliferation-associated 1-like protein 2
Exons: 14
Coding region: 194-5068 (1624 amino acids)
Biological process (GO): regulation of small GTPase mediated signal transduction; activation of GTPase activity
Cellular component (GO): cytoplasm
Molecular function (GO): protein binding; GTPase activator activity
Source: RefSeq, a predicted model, not a curated record
UGCAGUCCGUUUCCCCCUCGGCGAGGCGGAACAUGUCGGUGCACGUUUUCUCCGCGCACUCUCUGCACGAGUACACGAACAAGCUCGCGCGCGAUUCUACUAUUGUUAAUAUGCGAAUCCGCCUCCUGCUGCUCGCUCAGUUCGGUUAUGACCAUCGGGAGAGCCGCUGACCACGGGCCGGUCGUGUGCCGCGAUGUCGAGAAAAUUAAUUCGCGGCAUCAUCAACGCGAUCGCGUGUCUGACGCCGUCGCCGAGGAAGCGGAAAAGGGAGAAGGGCGACAACGGCGGAAACGAGAAAGUGAAUUUGCCGCGAAGCGACGCGUUGAUCGCGGAUGCUGCGGAUGAGCCUCGAUCUACGAAAGAGACCGAGAAUGAAGAGAUGAUCGCGAGUCUGUCAAUGAACGGCGGCGGCAACGGCGGGCCGGUGAGCCGCGUGGGCCGUGGAUUGGCCCUUCACAGGUCCAACUCCAGUCUGGAGCUUCCGCACAGUCCGGAUCCUGCCUCCAGGGUGCCAGAGACGCCUCUCAGGAGGGAGUAUGGUUCCCAUGGAAGCAUCGACGUAGUGGCGCAGUCCAUCACAAACGGCGAGAACUUCUUCGCUAUGCUGCAGGACUUUCGACCAGCGGAGCAGCGCGGCGCUGUCACCGGUGACUAUCUGCGCCGCGUCCAUCAGCAGGACGCGUCCGGUCAGCCGCUCGACGUGGACGAGGUCUGCGGCCCGACCGGCGCCGGUUCCAGUCCGAAGUUGCGGCUGAAGUUGAACAGAUUGUGGGGCGGCAAGCCACCGCGGGCGAUGGAGGAGACGUGCGCCAGCCCAGUGGUGUCGGCCGACGUGGAGGAGCGGCACCGGAGACGCGCCUUUGCCCAUUACGAUUGCCAAUCGUUGACAGCGAAUCUAGGCUACGCCGCGAAGCUCCGAGGGAUUCUUCUUGCGAGGAGGAGAAACACGGCCACUGGGGCGUCCGCUGCCAGCGCGCUGCGAGCAUCCACUCCCGACGAGACGCCCGAGGAGGACGCCGGCGACGGAAAAGGUAAUGACUUGCUAGAGUCAUGUCCCUUUUUCCGCAACGAAAUCGGCGGCGAGGGAGAACGCGAGGUCGGCCUCACUCGCUGCGCCCAGGGCAACGGAAUUCACAGACCGUCAUUGUCUUACGGUGUCUCAGUGUUGGAGCCACCGCCCGGCGAGACUUUGUGGAAAAAUACUUGUCCACUGCAGAAACGGCCCCUGCCCAUUGAAAGUGUCGACGAAGGGGCCCACUACUACCGGCGAUACUUCCUCGGACGAGAGCAUCAGAACUGGUUUGGCAUGGACGAACAGCUAGGUCCGGUGGCCAUCAGUAUCCGCAAGGACGUCAGUCAGUACCGCGUGAUUGUGCGUACAUCAGAGUUACUAACGUUACGCGGCUCUGUGCCGGAGGAGGCUCUCGGCAUCAGGCCACAAGGUCGGCCGCCCACCAGGGAACUUCUGGAACUUGUUGCGCCUGAAGUGCAAUUGGGAUGUCUGAGGCUCGGCACACCCGCCGCCGAGGAAGCACUGGCGAGGCUGGACGAACAGGGAUUAUCCAACAGGUACAAAGUUGGCGUGCUGUAUUGCCGAUCUGGUCAGAGGACAGAGGAGGAGAUGUACAACAAUCAGCACGCCGGUCCAGCCCUCCUGGAAUUCCUGGACGCUAUUGGCCAAAGAAUAAGACUGCGAGGAUUCGAGGGUUACAAGGCCGGACUGGACACCAGAACCGACUCGACGGGUACGCACGCGGUAGCGGCGACGCAUCGCGGCACGGAAGUCACCUUUCACGUGUCCACCAUGCUACCCUUCACGCCUAACAACCGGCAGCAGCUGCUGAGGAAGAGGCACAUCGGAAAUGACAUAGUCACGAUAGUUUUUCAGGAACCUGGUGCGUUACCAUUCAGUCCGCGAAGAAUACGCUCCCAGUUUCAACACGUGUUCAUCAUCGUGCGAGCCAUAAAUCCUUGUACCGAAAACACACAAUACAGCAUAGCAGUGUCCAGGAGCAAAGAAGUACCCAUCUUUGGGCCGCCCAUUCCGCAGGGUGCUGCGUUCACAAAGGGAAAGGCUUUCGCAGACUUUAUUCUGGCCAAGGUCAUAAACGCCGAAAAUGCGGCUCACAGAUCCGAAAAGUUCGCUACAAUGGCCACGAGGACGAGACAAGAAUAUCUGAAAGACCUAGCUACGAAUUAUGCUAGCACCACAGUUGUCGACACGGGCCAAAAGUUCUCGAUGCUCUCCUUCAGUAGCAAAAAGAAGACAGCAGUGCGACCGAGACUUUCCUGCGAUGCAUCACAGCGCGGCGCGAUUUGCUGGCAAGUCAUACUCGAAGACAGCAAUCAAAAUACCGAUUGUUAUUUAGGCAUAAGCAUAGACACCAUCGUGUUGAUCGAAGAACAUUCCAGGCAGAUAGUAUUUGUCACUCCGUGCGUGAGCGUGCUUGGAUGGCACGCCCAAACAAACAGUUUAAGAUUGUAUCAUCAUCAAGGCGAAUGCAUUACCAUACACGUACGCGGUGAUUACGGCGAGCGGGACGAAUUAAUGGAAAUUGUGGCUCGACUACGUGCCGUAACUCAGGGUGCACCGGCCUCCGAGUUGUCGCUGAAAAGGAACAGUCUCGGACAAUUGGGCUUCCACGUUCAGCCCGAUGGCGUCGUGACGCAGGUCGAGAGUAUGGGGCUGUCGUGGCAAGCCGGCUUGAGACAGGCCUCCAGGCUGGUCGAAAUUUGCAAGGUGGCCGUAUCGACUUUGAGUCACGACCAGAUGGUCGAUCUCUUGAAGACUAGUGCUCAAGUCACCGUCACCGUAAUACCGCCGACUAAUGAUGGAAAUCCGCGAAGAGGAUGCACACUGCAAAACUGUCAUUACCUGUCGAAUAAUUACGAAGGGGAUUACGAAAAUUUAACCAGCGCGGAUAACACGCCGAGUCAGCAAACGGCGAUGUCGCAUCAACGACGAUACGACCGAUCAUUCAGCCCGCCGCGAUCGAGCAACAGCUCCGGGUACGGUACUGGAUCGAGCUCUAGAUCGUUCAACGAUCCACGGUUUCCGUUGGAGGGUACAAUGACUAGCAGCAGUAGCGGACACAGUAGUGCCGAUGAUCGUUGGUACGAGCUUCUUGAACCGCAGGAUCAAGACGGCGGUCAUCGGCCAGACGGCACGCCGCCUCCGUUACCAGUGCGACAGAACUACCAAGCCGUGACACCUAACAAGUCCGCCCAGAAGAAGGAUAAGACCCAUUAUGCUAGUGCCAAACAACUCGUGGAUAGCUCGAAGCAUCGCGAACACAGUCAUGAGCAUUACACAAAGGAGAACAAUUAUGUGUCGUCGAAAGUAAUUCAAGAGAACGCGCGACACGAGAAUUACCAGCGCCAGUUGGACAAUACACAACAUCGUGGUCAGGAUCACGUAACAACGAAUUAUGUGAAACUACAGAAGGAGCGAUACGAAAUCAAGCAGGAAAAUCUGUACGCAUCUCAGAGGGAGCUUCACAAGAACGAUGUACAGCAUCAUAGCCACCAGAAGCUCAGUGCGUCAAAUUCUCUGCCGUUGGGACACAAUGCCGUUUACAGUCUACCAAAGUCAGGCAGCAACAACAAUCUUGGCAGGUACAACGAGUACGAGCAAUCCGGCGGCAAGUACGACUACGAAACGCCCGCAAAACCGGACAGAAACUCGAAGUAUGAGGUACAGGAAGAGAAGGUGGUCGAACGGCCGGCCAAGUACGAGCACGACGUACGAGCCCACGACAAGAGGCACGGUUACGAGUAUUCAGAGGAUAUUUACGAGAGGAGAAAUAGCAAAUAUGACAUGGAAUUAGCCAAGUACGAGAUGGAGUGUCAGCAUGGUGGUAAUGAGAGAAAACACAAUAACGACAACAACGGUGAGCACGGUCGAGAGUCCAUAAAGUACGAGAUGCCGCACGACUUUAAAGUAGGCGAAAAGGUCACCUGUCUGAAGACCAGCAUGUCAGAGCGACCAGUACCGCACAAAGUAAGUGUCGAAUAUCGACAGUCAAAGGACUUUCCGGUGAGUCUACCGCCAGAAAUGAGGAUAUCGGAUGUCAAUUGCCAGGAGAUGACCACGAUGCCCAGCGAAGACGAGUUGUCAAAUGGCUCGGGCAGCGUGUCACCGAGGUUGCGACGCGCCAACAAGCAUCGCGGCGGCAAUCGUACCCCGUCCAGCGGCAGCUCUAGGAACCAAAGUCCACGACCUAAGCCAGGUAUGAGGAACUCGCACCGAAAUUCCGCGAAUCUGACAUCCAGCACGCUGCAGGAGGACCUCAUGAGAUUGAUCAAUCCCGACUAUAUUGCCGACGAUAAUCAAAUCCUCAACAAUAAUCUUAUGAAUAGCGUGAUGAGCCCAAAUCAAAAUUCAAACAAGAUAAACAACAAUAUGUUGGAGAUUCAGAACAGGUGCAGGUCUAGGGAGAAUCUAUGCGGCAAUAGCACGUCCACUCUGAGCGUGUUGCCCACGAAUGGACAGGAAAACGGGAACAACGGAUCGGAAGUGAUCCUGACGAUGGCCAGACCGGCCACAGUGAUCUCGAACGCCAGUACUGCCUCGAGUCCGGCUCCAAGCGAGAAUAAGUUGUCGAAAGAAGAAAGAUUAUCGCCGCGCGUCACGAAACCACUUCACCCGAUCAUAAAAUCGCACAAUAAUCUAACACCGAUCAAAGACGUGAAGACUCACAACGACGUGAACGUAGACUGUUGGAAGAAUCAGCAUGCGGAUUCCAACAGAUCGACAAAGCAGCAUCCUCAAGAAUGGUCUGACGACAGGAUCAUCGACGGAUGCAACGCAAACACGAAUCCCGUUUCGGACUUGCAGUCUCAUCUAUCUUCUCUCGAGUUGAGAAUGGCGAGGGAGACGCGUAUACGAAUCUCGUUGGAGGACGAAGUGCGCCGAUUGCGUGACGAAAAUCGACGUUUACAGGAGUCCGAGAGUCUCCGGCUUUCCUUGGAGGAUGAAAACCGGCGUCUGAAGGAUGAGAAUCACGCGGCCGCGCAACAACUUCGGCGCUUCACGGAGUGGUUCUUUCAAACGAUGGACCAUCAAUAAUCAAUAAUAUAAUAACAAAUUUAAAGAAUGUUCCGUUGCCCAGUGAUUGUUUUAUACGAUCGCGAAUGCGAUAGUCAAUAAGCUAUCUGAUUAGUUUUUCACUAUCCUAGAAGUUACUUAUUUUACAAAGAUGAAAACAUAUCAUCAAUGGUCUUCAAACUAAAUUUGUUAUUUUUAUUUUUGAUUAAUAGCAUUUACUUCAAUCGCGUUUUCUUUGCUCCUCUGUUGCUCGAAUCUGAGCACAAUCUUUUGUAAGUACAGUAUUAAUGCGACCUUUUCGCCUAUACGUAUAAAUGUAGAAUAGAUCGAUCGGAGGCAAUUACAGAUGAUUGUGAGUAUGCAUAAACACGUGUGUGAAAAUAAUAUAUUAUCCACAAUUCUCUUCGUUACUUUUGUAUUAUAUAGAAUAUUAUAUUGUAAAGUUUAAGUUACCAUCGUAUUGUUUCCUCUACUUGAGGAUUCAUGCGUUGACAACAAAAAAUUAUCUAUCUAGAUCACCCGACGAGAUAAUUAAUACGCGACUGUCCAUUUGUACAGGGGGCAACUUGCGUUAAACAAUAUUAAUGUUUUGAUUUAACAAAAAAGCGACCAAAUGACCAAAUAUUACUAGCGAGUUAAGGACCGCUUUAACUCUGUAAUUUAUUAUGCCUUUUAUAUUAAUCUUCUAUACAGAGUGUUAUAAUGAAAACGUCGUAUGUGACAAAGUGAACACCGGCACAAGAACGACGCGUUAAGAAUUUCUCUUUUGUAAUAAGUGAUAAAGAGCAUAAUUUUGACGUAAUGUAUGAAAGUGACGUUACCCUGAAAAUUGUAAGUCAAUCAAUAAAGAGAAAUGUGUACUUUAAUAUCCUCAUUCUAUUGAAACUAAGUGUGCGUAGAAUAUAUCCUUUCUGUAACAUAAUACAAGUGUUCUAAAAGCAUUUUACAAAUACAUAAUCAACGUUAUAUAUAUGUAUAAGGAUAAUGGAUAGAAUUGAAGGGGGGGGGGGGUCGAUUGAACUGUUACCACCGGUUAGAAUAAAAUAGUUUAUUGUAAUCCACAGAAAAAAA